AUAUAUAACACUUCUUUCCGAGAGUUAACGUCACACUGACACAGUGUGUGGACAUCCACUAUCGUCACCUAUAAAGUAACCCAGUGUUAAAGAUGAUACAGAAAAUUUUAUGGCGCAUAUCUUAGACAAAGGACUAUUGGUAACAGGCGUAACCUAUGCCAGCAUUCUCCACAAUUUUUUCUUAGCUGAAUGAAUCUUGCUACUCUAGAAAGCCAUUUUCUUGUGCUCGAGGAGAACCUGGAACUAUGUCAACUAGAAUUUUCUUCUGUGUUUCGUGUGCUUUAAUACUGGUAUCGACUCUCCCCGUAGAGUGUUUUGGAGGUCAGUCAAGAGGCAGUUCCUCGUCCACUUCCAAUGGUACCCAGAACAACAUGGACUUUUCCCCUAUGGUAAUGUGGAUACCAGCAUUCAUGACUGAUGCUGAAACGGAGAUAGUAACGAUGAAACAAAUGCAACAAGCACUGCUGUCUGAACUGGAAAUGGGCGAUCUGGGUAGUUUGGUGUUUGGGUCUCAACCAUCAUUAUACCAGGAAAAUAAGGAAACUUUUAAACCAAGCACUGUGUCAGCCAAAGGCAGGGCGAAAACUCGCCAACAGUCUUCUUCUUCUUUGACUAAAACUAGAAACCGACGUAAAAUGUCCUCAAGUAGAAGCAAAAGGAAACUCCGGCGAUCUAAAACCUCAUCAAACUUGGACAAAAAAGAAUCCCGACUGCGUAGCUCUUCAUCCCACAGAAAUCGUCUAGAUGGACACAUCCCUAAGUUAUCUAAAGAGAAACAAAAGACUCGUAAAAAGACCAGUAAGAAGAAUAAACGUCGCCGGGGUAGAAUUUCUAAAGAUGACAAAAAGAAAUCAAGCACAUUGGACAUUUUUGAUCGCGCUGAAAAGACAUCUCGCCAAUAUAAGAAUUCAGAGAAUGAUAAAAUAAAAAGAAGAGGAAUAGACAUUUCAUCUGACAAAGGGAAAAAGAAAGCACAUCGUCCAGUCAGUCUUUCCGAUAAAGAUAAAAAGAAAACACAACGAAAGGGUGAUUUAACAAAGGAUGACAACAAAAAACCAAGGAGACUUGUAAGUUCAUCAGAUCAAAGCAAAAGCAGAAUACGCAGACAUAGUGCUUCAUCAAAGGAUGAGAUGAAACAAACAAGAAGUUUCAGCACUUCAUCUGUCAAAGACAAAAAGAAAACACGUCGUCCGGUUAGGUUUACCAAUAAAGAAAAAAAGAAAACACAAAAACAUAGCAAUUCAUCAAAGAAGGAGAAGAAUGCAACAAAAAGACGUAGCAGUUCAUCUGAUAGAGAACAAAAGACAACAGGCCGACAAAGCACUUCCUCAAAGGAUAACCGGGAGAAAGCAAAAAGAUUAAAUACUGCAUCUGACAAAGACAAACAGAAAAUACGCCGACACAACAAUUCAUCAAAGGGUAAAAGGGAUAAAGGAAGAAAAUUGAUCACUUCAUCUGAUAAAAUCAAGAAGAUGACAAGCCGACAAAGCAAUUCAUCAAAAGAUACCCGGAAGAAAGCAAGGAUAAUUAACAUGUCAUCUGACAAAAUCAAAAAGAAAAAACGCAGAAAACACAAUUCAUCAAAUGAUAAGAAGACAAAUACAAAACGUUUUAAAGCUUUAUCUGGCAAAGACCAAAAGAUGACACACCGGCAAAGAACUUCAUUAAAGGAUAAAGAUAAAAAUAAAAAUAAAAAAGGUCUUGAUUAUUCAGCUGACAAACACAAAAAUAGAACACGCCGGCAUAGUACUUCAUCAAAGGAUGAAAAAAAGAAGACAAAAAGACUGAAAACUUCCUCUCACAUAGACAAAAACAAAAAACGCCGACAAAGCACUUCAUCAAAGGAUAAAAAGAAGAGAGCAAAAAGACUGAAAACUUCCUCUCACAUAGACAAAAACAAAAAACGCCGACAAAGCACUUCAUCAAAGGAUGAAAAGAAGAGUGCAAAAAGACUGCAAACUUCCUCUGACAAAGACAAAAAGAAAGAACGCCGACAAAGUACUUCAUCAACAGAUGAAAAGACGAAAGCAAAAAGCCUGAAAACUUCCUCUGACAAAGACAAAAAGAAAGGACACCGACAAAGCACUUCAUCAACGGAUGAAAAGAAGAAAGCAAAAAGACUGAAAACUUCCUCUGACAAAGACAAAAAGAAAGAACGCCGACAAAGCACUUCAUCAAAGGAUGAAAAGACGAAAGCAAAAAGCCUGAAAACUUCCUCUGACAAAGACACAAAAAGACUGAAAACUUCCUCUGAAAAAGACAAAAAGAAAGAACGCCGACAAAGUACUUCAUCAACGGAUGAAAAGACGAAAGCAAAAAGCCUGAAAACUUCCUCUGACAAAGACACAAAAAGCCUGAAAACUUCCUCUGACAAAGACACAAAAAGACUGAAAACUUCCUCUGACAAAGACAAAAAGAAAGAACGCCGACAAAGAACUUCAUCAAAGGAUGAAAUGAAGAAAGCAAAAAGACUGAAAACUUUCUCUGACAAAGCCAAAAGGAAAAAACGUCGACAUAGCACUUCAUCAAACGAUAAGCAGAAGAAAGCAAGGAGACUUAACACUACAUCUGAUAAAGAUAAAAAGAAAACACGCCGACAAAGCACUUCAUCAAAGGAUAACCGGAAGAAAGCAAGAACACUGUACCUUUCAUUUGACAAAGAAAACAAGAAAACAGGUCGACAACGCACUUCAUCAAAUGUUAAACGAAAGAAAACAAAAAGACUGAACACUUCCUCUGCCAAAGACAUAAAGAAAACAAGCGGACAUAUCACUUCAUCAAAUGAUAACCGGAAGAAAGCAAGGCCAUUUAACAUUUUAUUUGUCAAACACAAAAAGAUGAAACGCCGACAAAUCACUUCAUCAUAUGAUAAGCGGAAGAUAUCAAGGUCACUUAACACUUCGUCUGAUAAAGACAAAAGGAAGAUAAGCAGACAAAGCGCUUCAUCAAAGGACGACAAGAAAAAAAUUAAACGAUAUAGCUAUAUUCUCCAAAUGAAAACUAACAAACGCCGCACUUUAUCAAAAGAAAGGAAAAACAAAGUAAGAGGAACUCAACUUUCAUCGGAUAAAAACAGAAAUAACACGCAUAGACGAAACAGAGGAUUCAACCAAGACAACGCGAGAAAUCGCGAAGUGACUAGAUUUUCUGGUGGAGGUAAAAUGAAAACUCGCCGGUAUAGAAAGUUAUCAGACAGUGAUAGGAGGAGUUUGAGCAGUUCAUCAUAUGAACGCGACAUGAAAACUCGCCUACCGAUUACAUUUUCGUACACAAUCAGAAGGGAAAGUCGACGAGUCAGACAACACCGACCUAAUACGUUAUCAAACAAAAACAAAACACAGUUUCAUCGGGAUAACGUUUCCUCUGGCGAAGAUGAGAGCAGUGCCGAAGUUGAUAACAUUCAAGUUGUCAAAUCAAAAGAAAAGAUGAAAAAGAUCCAAUGGAAUCCAUUCUCCUCUGACAAUCAGUCGCCCAACCCUAGCCCUGCUCCGUCAUUAGACAAGAAGACAAAGAAUAGCUGUCGGUCUUGUUUGUUGUCCCACAUUUUCCAAUCAAUGUCGUCAUCAGAGGUGGGAAUGAGCAGGGGCUACCAACCAAGUCCAUCGUCAGACGAGGAGAAUUUUUAGCAAUUGUGCUUUGAGACUAUUUUCCACUUUUAUAAUUAAAAACUGCAUAUACUUAAACGUUUUUACGGACAAGUUUCAAAAUACCAACUUACCAUCCAUUUAUCAUAAGCCUUCCACUUCUGGGUUGCGAGUUCGAAACCCACGUGGGGCAGUUGCCAGGUACUGACCGUAGGCCGGUGUUUUUUCUCCGUCUACUCUGGCUUUCCUCCACCUCCAAAACCUGGCACGUCCUUAAAUGACCCUGGCUGUUAAUAGGACGUUAAACAAAAUAAACCAACAAACCAAACACCGUUAAAUUGUUGAAUGUUGAGAUAAAUGGGUCAAUAGAAGUGAGUGAAAUAUAAGAAUGUUUACUAACUGCAGUUUUGAACUAUUUAUUUAUGAAGUAGACUGACGCCAAUAUUGAUAUAAAGAUGAUAUUGAUUUCACUGCACACAUAACCCGAAAAACGAAAAAUCGUUUGUUGCUUUACUAUAUCGUCUUGUGAUGGAAAUAGAAAUAAAUGUAAUAUACCUUUUAAUAAAUCAGCCUGUUGUUCUGACCUUCCUCGGAACAUUGAGAUUAUUUACAAAAGCUUUCGGAAAUAAGACGAUUAUAACUCGCUACUGGCAGAGUUUAUCGAUGGAGAGUUAUUAAUCUUGUGGCAUGUGUUAAGGUAGCAGGGCUUUAAAAGACACACACGAUAUCAAAACCACUGAAAACCAAUUGAGAGUUAUGUACAGCAAAAUAAAUUUUACUGCGACAUUCAUCUGUUUCGUCCUUACAGGAGCUAAGGAUCUAAAUCGUUGGUAGGAGGCGACCAAAACAAAACUCGAAGCUAUUUAAUAACAUAAUGUUAUGGCUCUUCAUAAGAUAUUGGCGGUAUCAUUUAUAUAUGUUCUUUUCAAGCAAAUGCAGGGUACAAUUUUUUAAAAGAACGAAAUUCAAAUUGAUAUUAUUUGUAACAUUAUCAAUUGAAAUAUUAUUUC
Messenger RNA from Pecten maximus, 4594 nucleotides. RefSeq names its product pre-mRNA-splicing factor CWC22 homolog. The record is from RefSeq and is a predicted model, not a curated record. The transcript has 5 exons. Bases 246 to 3626 code for a protein of 1126 amino acids. NCBI's taxonomy places the organism in Eukaryota, Metazoa, Mollusca, Bivalvia, Pectinida, Pectinidae.